AUGCAUAACUGCUACAUCGCAGCGCUACUUCUUCUCAGCAGCAGUAGCAAUGCCCUCGCAGAGCAGCGCACAACAGACGAGUUCACCUUCAGCUGCGAUCCAUUGACGACGCAACUGUCCGAUCCGAUAGUCGCGCCAGGGAAGCCAUCUACGCACACACAUGCCGUUACCGGGGGCACAGCAUUCCAGAGAACAAUGAAUGAGAGCACGGCGCAGAACGCAAAGGGGACGACGUGCGAAGUGGAUAUUGAUAGGAGCAAUUACUGGGUUCCACAGCUUUAUCAUCGCAUGAGAAAUGGAUCGUUUGAGCUCGUGGAAUACCAGUCCAGUAGUAUUUAUUACUUUGAUCGAGCGUGUAAUUAUACGGCUAGUGCUACGGAUUGUGAUGAGAAGCUGGUUCCAUUGGCGCCGCCGAAAGGUCUGCGCAUGCUUGCUGGGGAUCCGAGUCUUCGGACCUAUAAUGAUUCGAACUGGUCCCAGCGUGCGGUCAGUCAUAUGUGCAUUGGCAAAGAUGGAAGCUCAAAUGAAACGAAGGGCUUGCCUCAGCAGCCUUGUGAAAUCUUGAGGUCGCAGGUCUUCAUGCCUUCCUGUUGGGAUGGAGAGAAUCUGGACAGCUCAGAUCAUAAGAGUCAUAUGGCGUAUCCCGACACUGGAGACUAUAACAAGGGUGUUUGCCCCAAGUCUCAUCCCGUUGCGAUAUAUUCCAUCUUUCUGGAAUUCUUUUUCAACACAGCGCCCCAUCCAGACUACAAGAACUGGAUAUACGCGACAGGUGAUAAAACCGGAUACGGCUUGCACGGAGAUUUCAUGUACGGUUGGACAGACCAGGUCGCCUUGCAGCAGGCUAUAGACACCUGUACCGGUCCACAAGGAUUGACCGACCCAGACUGCUCGAUAACGAGAAACCAAACAAGAGACUUGGCUCCAAUGCCGCAGCCAUUGGAUGUACCUGCACCAGAUGACAAUAUUGGUCAACAUGGCCCCGUUGAUAGAUUGCCCGGUCAUCGUAACUGGGUAACUGAGCAUGACAAUUCAACCUUGCAUGGAUGA
Messenger RNA from Aspergillus welwitschiae, 1050 nucleotides. Its product is annotated as DUF1996 domain-containing protein. The record is from RefSeq and is a predicted model, not a curated record. Lineage: Eukaryota; Fungi; Ascomycota; Eurotiomycetes; Eurotiales; Aspergillaceae. The transcript has 4 exons. The coding region runs from base 1 to 1050 and encodes 349 amino acids.